UUAUUUACGUGCCAUGACUUAUGAUGGGUUCGUUGGGGUAUCCAUUAGCUGAUGGAUCCGAAGAUGACGUAUUUUGGUAUGCAGAAGUUGGCACUUUGUUAGCUCAUGAAUUGGGGCAUCCUUUUUUCCACUCAUUUCUCAAUAACGAUUCUUUUACCUUGAUUUCUCCUCACGUUAAGCCUAAAAUACGCAAUACAACAAAUUGUUAUCAGGAUUACAACAAGCGAUAUCCAAUUAAUCAUAACAUAACAGCGGGAGAGAUUAUGGCCGACAAUUUAGGAUUGCACAUAGCGUAUCAAAACGCAGAGAUAAAAUGGCCCGAUUUGGAAGCACUAUAAUUAUCACUAGUUGUUUUGUUUUAAUCAAG
Molecule: messenger RNA, 367 nt
Organism: Gordionus sp. m RMFG-2023
Lineage: Eukaryota; Metazoa; Nematomorpha; Gordioida; Chordodea; Parachordodidae
Exons: 6
Coding region: 21-338 (105 amino acids)
Biological process (GO): proteolysis
Molecular function (GO): metalloendopeptidase activity
Source: RefSeq, a predicted model, not a curated record